UCUUGGUUCCGGAUUUGGUGAGAUCACAAUCUACUUAAUCAUGCUUUUGUUCAGUGCAAGUUUUGGCCUGAAGUUAUAAAGGAUUCAUCUCUCAUCUUUUCUCUUGUGGUUGGUUCUGUGUAUGGAGUUCUUUGUAGAUAUAGGUUUCUUAUAAACUUUAGUUUCUAGCUUGAACAUGGGAAUGGUUAUUGUAUUAGAACAAAAACAAUUAGUUAUGGCAAUGCCAGAUUUAGCUUUUACCAAAAGAAUGAGCUGUGAAUUAUAGAAUUAGUAAGUCGUUAGAAACGUUGUCCGUGGACAGAAUAUAGUAAGUGGUUAGGAAUGUUUCUUCAUUAUUUUAUUGUGGUAGUUCUCUGUAAAAAACUUUUUGCCCGGACCAGUUUGUGAUUAUUGAGAUUUUAGGCUGUAACAAUCCGGGGGACCUGAGAUUUCAAGAAACUGCUGAUAAUUGAGUCUCACCAUCUGACAUUCAACUCAUAGUAACCUUAUAGGUAAAGAGCAGGACAUGAUGAGAGAGGCGCACCAAAGCACUCACACCGUGAGGUCCCAUGGAAUGACACUCGCAAGAACUCACAUGCAUGACUGGAUCAUACUCGUACUACUUGUUAUCCUCGAGUGCAUCCUCCUCAUAAUCCACCCGUUCUACCGCUUUGUCGGUAAAGACAUGAUGACUGAUCUAAGCUACCCUCUAAAGAGCAACACCGUACCAAUCUGGUCUGUCCCGGUCUAUGCGAUGCUGCUGCCACUGGCGAUCUUCAUCUUCAUCUACUUCCGUAGAAGAGACGUAUACGAUCUUCACCACGCGGUGCUAGGUCUGUUGUACUCUGUUCUGGUGACGGCUGUGCUUACUGAUUCGAUAAAGAACGCAGUUGGUAGACCGCGUCCUGACUUCUUCUGGCGUUGUUUUCCUGAUGGCAAAGCUGUUUAUGAUGCUCUCGGAGAUGUGAUAUGUCAUGGUGAUAAAAGUGUUAUAAGGGAAGGGCACAAGAGCUUCCCAAGCGGACACACUUCAUGGUCUUUCGCGGGACUAGGGUUCUUGUCGCUGUACUUAUCAGGGAAGAUUCGAGCGUUUGAUGGUAAAGGACACGUUGCGAAGCUGUGCAUUGUCAUACUCCCUUUGCUAGUUGCAGCUCUUGUUGGUAUCUCCCGUGUGGAUGAUUAUUGGCAUCACUGGCAAGACGUCUUUGCUGGAGGCUUGCUAGGUAUUGUGGUUUCUACGUUCUGUUAUCUUCAAUUCUUCCCGCCACCAUAUCGCACUGAAGCUUGGGGACCAUAUGCUUACUUCCUUGUGUUGGAGGCAGCACGAGCUCAAGCUCAAGCAGCAGAGAAUGAAAUGGCGCAACGACCGCCUCAGGGAGAUAACGGUGAAGAGGAAGACGGUGGGUUUAUGGGACUACAUUUGGUGGAUAAUCCGAGUAUGAGAAGAGAAGAAGCAGAUGUAGAAGCUGGUAGAGUGCCGUCUAGAGGCUGAGAUUAUACAGAAUCACUGAAGCUGGUUUGGUUGAAGCUUAGGACACUUUUGUCUUGUUCUAUACAUUCUUUUGUUUGCUUUUGGUGUUUGGUUUACUGGUUAUACCCCGGUUUUUGUUAAAGUUUACUGCUUUUAAUUUGUUCAGUUCAGUUUAAUCGAACCAAAUGUUAAAGCCAAAAC
This is a messenger RNA of Brassica rapa (field mustard), 1651 nucleotides long. RefSeq names its product putative lipid phosphate phosphatase 3, chloroplastic. Gene Ontology annotation, biological process: phospholipid metabolic process; phospholipid dephosphorylation. NCBI's taxonomy places the organism in Eukaryota, Viridiplantae, Streptophyta, Magnoliopsida, Brassicales, Brassicaceae. The record is from RefSeq and is a predicted model, not a curated record. Gene Ontology annotation, molecular function: phosphatidate phosphatase activity. Gene Ontology annotation, cellular component: membrane.